UCGAGGCCCCGAGUGCUUGACCGCGCUUUGAGAGGGCCGGGCCUCAGUUUCCCCACUUCCAGAAGGCGGUGCCAUGCUGUCCUGUUUCGGACUCCUCUCCAGGCACGUCAGCCCUUCGCCGGCGUCUCUGCGCUCCGUGCGCCGCUGCUUCGCGCUCCGGCUGCGUUGGACCCCGGGGCGGCCCUCGGACCCCUGGCCGAUCGCCCCCUGCCGCCCACUGGCCGCAGCCGCCUCUUCCCGCUACCCUACCGGGACCGCCGCCGGCCCCUCUCGGGUGCGCCAGAAUUUCCAUCCUGACUCGGAGGCUGCCAUCAACCGCCAGAUCAACCUCGAGCUCUAUGCGUCCUACGUGUACUUGUCCAUGGCCUAUUACUUCUCCCGGGAUGAUGUGGCCUUGAACAACUUCGCCAGGUAUUUCCUUCACCAGUCCCGGGAGGAGACUGCGCACGCAGAGAAGCUGAUGAGGCUGCAGAACCAGCGAGGGGGCCGGAUCUGCCUGCAGGACAUUAAGAAGCCAGACCAGGACGACUGGGAAAGCGGGCUGCAUGCCAUGGAGUGUGCGCUGCGCUUGGAAAAGAAUGUGAACCAGUCGUUGCUGGAAUUGCACACUCUGGCCUCAGACAAAGGUGACCCCCAUUUGUGCGACUUCCUGGAAACCUAUUACCUGAAUGAGCAGGUGAAGUCUAUCAAAGAACUAGGUGACCACGUGCACAACUUAGUGAAGAUGGGGGCCCCAGAUGCUGGCCUGGCUGAGUACCUUUUUGAUAAACAUACUCUUGGAAAUGAAAACAAGCAGAACUAAGCCAGGGGCUGCCUUCCUCCCAGGUCAAUGGGUAGACCAGAGUCAGAUGUCUCCUGCUGUCUUGUCCUUAAAAUCACUACCAUCUUUAUAUUUCUUUCUGUUAUACUACUCCAAUAAAGUGAUUUUUAGAAAAAAAAAA
Messenger RNA from Saimiri boliviensis boliviensis (Bolivian squirrel monkey), 941 nucleotides. RefSeq names its product ferritin mitochondrial (gene FTMT). Gene Ontology annotation, biological process: intracellular iron ion homeostasis; iron ion transport. Lineage: Eukaryota; Metazoa; Chordata; Mammalia; Primates; Cebidae. Gene Ontology annotation, molecular function: ferric iron binding; ferrous iron binding. Gene Ontology annotation, cellular component: mitochondrion; cytoplasm. The record is from RefSeq and is a predicted model, not a curated record.